Schistosoma mattheei is the source of this 1319-nucleotide messenger RNA. The record is from the annotation of a GenBank genome assembly. NCBI's taxonomy places the organism in Eukaryota, Metazoa, Platyhelminthes, Trematoda, Strigeidida, Schistosomatidae.
CGUCACCUCGACGUUUCUUGUCAAUUUUCUAUCCAUGGGUUUGCAGAUUUGCUUUUUCAGUCUGUUAUUAUAACAAUUAAGGCAUACGAAUCCUCUGAAAACAUACUGUAUUGUGGAUGUUACAAACUCUGACUGUUGCUUUUGAAAAAGAAACGCACGUGCGUAAGAGUUGCAUGCACGUUUGUGACCUCGCUUAGUCACUUCGUUUCCCAAUGUAUGAAUAUACUGAUGCAAAACUGUGACAUUUUAAGAUUGAAAAGCACAGAGCACGAUACAAUUUCGAAGAUUACACUUUGCUCAAUCUUAAUCCACAUACAUACGUGCAUGAUAGUGAACAUUUAUCACAUAAGGAUUUCUUCAGAAAACAAUUUGUUUUGAACUAAAAAUAGCUCUGAAUAAUGUCAAAAUCUGUUAGUGGUAAACGUAAAACUAAAGGAAAGAAAACUAAAGCAAAGGACCCUGUGAAUGAGGUAUUAGAAAAAACACAGGAAGACGUAAAAAACUUGCGGGAAGAAGUAAGCAGGAAAAUAUUUAUUGCAGAAAAUGCAGAAAAUCGUCGCUAUCAAGCAUAUACUGAGAAAUUGGAGUCUCUAAGAAAUUAUAAUGAAUUGAAAAAGUCAACACAAAACCAUACUGCUUUCCUAAUCACAGAAAACGAAAUAAAAGUAACCAAUCUUCGAGAUGAAAUAGAAAAAUUAACCACAAAACUAGAUGAGGCCAAUAAGCUAAUUGAGAUAAGAAAUAAUGAACUGAAAAAUUUACGUCAAGAAUUCCUAAAUUGUAAGGCAGAAAAAGAUUCGAAAAUCAGCACAUUAGAACAAAAAUUAAAAGAACAAGCUGCAUUAUUUCGUGACGUUAUGUCACAAGCGUUCAAUCAACUAAUUGAACAACUAAUUAUCGACUAUGAAAAUGUUCAUAAUAACUACAAAAUAUUUUCUCAGCCUACAAAUGAUCUAAUAGAAUUGGAGUUUUUAAAUCCACCGUUUUUAGAUGAAGAAUCUGUUGAAUAUAUAUAAUUACCUAUCUAGAUAUAUACAGUGAUGUAGGAAUUUUCUCAACAUAUUCACAAGGAUAUUUUCUAAUUAGCAUUUGUGAAUAAUUUAUGUAAAAAUAAUUCCUGUAUAAAAAGAAGCCACAAUUCUGCUACGACAUUUAUUUAUUCUUUAAUAAGACCCGUAAAAGGGAGGAAUUGUAUGAAACAUAACUGCACUGUUUUGACAGAUGUUAAACUAUUUUCAAUAGCAAAAUAUCUUUGAUUAAUUCUUGAAAAAACAACUAGUCUGUGAAGUUGUUAUUGGAAAAAUGCAACUCAUCCAGAA